AUGGGGCGUGUGUGUGAGGUAGCUCGGUUGGCGGUGGACGCGGUGCUGCGCAUUCGUGAGUCGGGGAACCUGGACUACAUCCAGAUCCUUCAGAAGCCGGGCGGCUCGCUGCAGGACUCGUUCCUGGAGGAAGGAUUCCUGCUGGAGAAAUCGUUCGGCGUGGGUCAGAAGCACGAAUGGGUGCAUCCGAAGAUCCUGGUGGCGAACACGUCGAUGGACAGCGACAAGAUCAAGAUCAACAGCACGCGCGUGCGUGUGGACAGCAUCGCGAAGGUGGGCGAGAUCGAAGAGGCGGAGAAGGCGAAGAUGCGCGCGAAGGUGAAUCGGAUUCUGGCGCACGGGAUGGACGUGUUCAUCAGUCGCCAGCUGAUCUACAACUACCCCGAGCAGCUGCUGACGGACGCGGGGAAGGGGAGCAUCGAGCACGCGGACUUCGAGGGCGUGGAGCGUCUGGCUGCGGUGCUGGGCGCGGACAUCGUGUCGACGUUCGACAGUCCGGAGAGCGUGCGUCUUGGCGAGUGCGAGAAGAUCGAGGAGGUGAUGAUCGGGGAGGACAAGGUGCUUCGGUUCAGCGGGUGCAAGGGCGGCGCGGCGUGCACGAUCGUGCUCCGCGGCGCGAGCUCCCACCUGCUGGAGGAGGCGGAGCGGUCGCUGCACGACGCGCUGGCGAUUCUCCAGCAGACGCUGCGCCACCCCGAGCGAACGCUGGGCGGCGGGUGCGCGGAGAUGGCGAUGGCGGAGGCGGUGGACCGGCUGGAGCCCCAGGUGUCCGGGAAGAAGGCGCUGGCGGUGGCGGCCUUCGCGCGCGCGCUGCGGCAAAUCCCCACGAUCCUGGCCAACAACGCGGGACUGGACGGCGUGGAACUGACCGCCCAGCUGCGCGCGGCGCACCACGGAGGCGCGAAGAACGCGGGAUUGGACAUCGAGGGACGCGGAAUCGGAGACAUGGAAGCUCUCGGCAUCUACGAAAGCCUCCAGCUGAAGAGACAGGUACUUCUCUCCGCCACCGAGGCCGCGGAAAUGAUCGUACGCGUCGAUGAAGUGAUAAAGAGCGCGCCGCGUGAACGAAUGCCCGACGCUGGCAGACAUUAACUCUUGGGUUAUUUUGGUGG
Molecule: messenger RNA, 1112 nt
Organism: Blastocystis hominis
Lineage: Eukaryota; Bigyra; Opalinata; Blastocystidae
Exons: 4
Coding region: 1-1092 (363 amino acids)
Biological process (GO): protein folding
Cellular component (GO): chaperonin-containing T-complex
Molecular function (GO): ATP-dependent protein folding chaperone; ATP binding
Source: RefSeq, a predicted model, not a curated record